Molecule: messenger RNA, 3244 nt
Organism: Trichogramma pretiosum
Lineage: Eukaryota; Metazoa; Arthropoda; Insecta; Hymenoptera; Trichogrammatidae
Gene: chn
Product: protein charlatan-like
Exons: 9
Coding region: 779-2752 (657 amino acids)
Source: RefSeq, a predicted model, not a curated record
AGUCGUAGGCAUAUAUGUACGCAGCGGAAGAUCGCUCGUCUCGUUAGUUGCCGCUGUGGGAGUGGGAGACGCAUCAAAGAGAGACUCGUGGGCCUUACUGGAGCCACCCACACCACUGCUCGCCACCUGCACAUGCUCCAGCACGUGUGCGCCUUGCACGAUGUGCGGCGUCGCUCGUAGGCAGUAGCAGCAUCAGCGACUCGUUACCGCUAGCCCAGCAAAGGCCACCUAGGUCAGUUCUGGACGGGAAAAUACUCGGCCGGGUGUCCUCGGAGAUCAACGGUUGAAUGCUCGUCGUUUCGCGUUGUGCGCGAGUGUCAGUGCUAGACUUUAUGAUAUUACAUAUAUACAUACUAGAGUAACCAAGACGAGAGGCAAAAGAGGAGGAGAAGAGCGAGCCAGUGUAUACGUGUGGGUGCUUGUGUGUAUGUGUGGUGGAGCUGCGCUGUUGCUACUGCUGCUGCUGCUGCUGCUGCUGCUGCUUGGCUAUAUCGAGCAAACCACCCGACCGCCACCCACUCGCCCACCGAACGCCGAGGAGGAAAGAACACCUGCCACCCCCGGAGUUUGCGCGUAGCAUCGACCGACGACGCCAGCCUACAUCUUGCGAUUAUUUUUCCAUUUACCAACGACACUAACCGACUGGUUUUGCCUAAAUGGUAUUUCACACGAAAUGGUGAAAAAAUCAUCGGAGUGAGCGUCAAGACGUUAAAAUUUAGGCCAGGAAACAUCUGGUCCAUCAGAGUUUAGUCCAUCAGAGGUAUCGAACAGGAGCACCAUGCAGAGCAACCGACUCGUGGACGGUUACGAGGACAUGUUUCGGGAGAUCACAAGGAAACUUUACGGAGAUGACCUCGAGCAAAGAACGUCGAGCGUACAGAACGAGUUCGAAACGUCGGUCACGUCGUACGAGAGCGAGGCCCAUUCGGUGAACUACAAGACCGAGGAGGACGAGGACGAGGCUGACGCGUCGAUGAACAACCGGCCGAUGGACGAGGCCACGGGCAACGUCAGCCCCGACGAGGCCGGUCACUGGCACGUUGCCGACGAGCCGCUCAAGGGCACCGAUGGCAGUCGGGUGGCCUCUUACAGGGCCUUUAGCUCCACUUGGCGUUGCGAAGAAUGCGGCGAAUACAUAGACGGAGAGGCACGAGAAAUGGCGGAACACUUUGUGGAAAACCAUUCGAAUCGCAUAGAGAAGGACGGCGAGAUGUUCAACAACGUUCAGCUAGAGGAUUUGACGGAUUAUCUGGGAAAAAUCGUCACGGUAUCGAGCAAAUACCUGAAAAGUCGAACGGAAGCUGCGCAAGCCAGCGCCGUGACGCUGGAAGCGCCGGUAGUUCACAACAACUUCAUAAUCGCCGAGCUACCCGUAGUUGCUGCUUCGCAGAUUUUGCACCAGAGCGAGGAUCUGCAGCAGCAGCAUCAGCCUACGGCGACGUCCCUCUUAGCGGUCGGCUCUGGCGCAGUCAAGGCCGCUGCUGCCAAUGGCUCGAGCAACUCCGACGCCUCCGCGAACAACAAGAGCGAGCCGAGCACGCGCAAGAAGUACAUGUGUCCCCAUUGCCAUUACGGCACCGAUCGCAAGGAUCUCUUCACCAGACACGAGCACAUACAUCGAGCCGAGAAACCCUACCAUUGCUAUUUGUGCCACAAGACCUUCAGCAGACCGGAUCACGUGAAAAAACACUUUCAUCGAAUACACAGAGAGCACAAGUACGAGGUGUCGCGCAUUCGAAGAGACUUAAGCAACAGCACUAGCAGCGCCAGCAGCGUCGUUUCGAACUCGGCGACGGCCACCGUCACGAGCCCCAAAGCCAACGAUAACGUUAAUAACGCAUUCUCCAUAAUGACGAGUCCGUCGUACUCGGCGAGCAACAACAACAACACCUUCCUCGCGGUGAAAAGCCCAACUACGACGUAUCAGCUUCAACAGUUGCCGCUGAUCAGCAGCGGUCAAUCGACGGGCAACGUUAUUUAUCGCGACGCUACUCUCAAUGCCGCCGCUGCCAUCGUUGUGGCUAGUUCGACCCUUGUCAAUAAUACCAACAUCGUGCCGGCACAGCAGCAAGCUCCACAAGCCGAAGUGGCGGUGCAAAAUGCAGUCGUUCAAGCGGUCAAAAGGUUACAAAAUGGUCGGACUUCGCCCAAGCCUCCAAAAUCCAAUUCGAAAAAGAAAACAAUCAGUUGCAGCUACUGCUCUUGGAUCGGAACCGACAAUUGGUGCCUCAAGAGACACCUCAAAACGCACAACCGGCCGUACCCUUGCCAAAUUUGCGACUACAAAGCGGCUCGGGCAGAACGGCUCACCUCGCAUACGGAAAAAGUGCACAACAAGUACCAAUGCUCGAGAUGUACUUUCCUUGCUGAAGAAAAGGAUCAACUGAAGUUGCAUCAGAUGCAAAUGCACAGGAUACCGCUGGCCAACGUAGCCGCUUCGUCCAACUCGGUUUCGAGUGCCCCAGUCCAGAACGACAACGACAUGCUCAACGUGUCCAACUUAAGCAAUGUGGGAGAAGCGCACGUUGUCCUCAAUGUCGCUGGAGCUGGCAGAGCACCGCCCGGACCUCCAGUUUUUCCGGCCUCGGCGGCUACUAUAGUGCCCGCAACAGCCGCUUUGACUUCGGCUACGAUACUUAGCUUUCAUCAUAAAUUACCAGAGCAGAGACGAUCUCGAAAGCAAAGUAUGCCAAGGAAGGCUAUCGGCUAUAAAUCGGACAACGAUGAUAGCAAUAAGGAGAAUUGUGACUGAGUCAUAUCUGCCAGAAACAAAUUAGCCCAAAUUUUACCAACAAAAUCUUUGCUGCGAGCUUAUGAAAAUGCAAUAAAUGAAAGAAAAUGAAAAAGCUCGAUUAAAGUGUGAUUGGAUCUGUGCUUUCCUAGUCGAGAAGUGAUACCCGGAAGAAACCUUUAUGUACAAAAUUUGUGUAAAUAUAAUGACAAAAAUGUGUUACACACGUGUAAAUUAAUUGUAAAUUACAUGCAUUUUUUAUCUAAAUUGAAUGUUAUGUAAUAAUGAAAUGAUAAUACGCUUUGUUUUUUACCAUUUACUUAAAUUGCUUGAUUGUAAAUAAGCAUGAAUUGACUUGUAAUAAAUCGCUUUGUUUUUUACCUGAAAAUUGUGCAUAAACAUUGAAAUUAUUAUACACUCGUGUACUUGUAAGUAUGUAUUUAUGUAAUAUAUGAAUAAAAUCUAUUUGUUUGAUGUGUAAUUAUGAAGUUGAAAUAAAAGUUGUGACAAAUA